Molecule: messenger RNA, 2344 nt
Organism: Conger conger (European conger)
Lineage: Eukaryota; Metazoa; Chordata; Actinopteri; Anguilliformes; Congridae
Gene: aamp
Product: angio-associated, migratory cell protein
Exons: 11
Coding region: 303-1550 (415 amino acids)
Cellular component (GO): cytosol
Molecular function (GO): protein binding
Source: RefSeq, a predicted model, not a curated record
AACCAGGAACUUAUUGUGUUUCCCCACAAACACACGUGAAGGGAAACAUGGGGGGGAGAGCGAAUUUACUGUGAAAAGUACAACAUAUUUUACAACAAUUAUUAUUGCGCAUGAGUGACGAAGAAGCUACACGUAAUUUGUGUUACCUGGCCAGAAGUGUAUCGAUAUAACUGUCACGCAUUUGUCAGUUAGCAGGUUAUAUCAGGCUAAAGAGUUCGCUAGCCAGUAACUUAUUUUUAGCUAGUUAGUGCAAGUGCGAUCUAAAAACAUAGCUAGCUAACUUAGCUUCGGGAUUUCCAAGCAUGGCCGACACAGAAGAACUUGCAGUGGAACUUCACGGAGACGAAGAAAUAAUCGAGGUCAUCGACUUAAACGAAACGGAGCCAACAGCAGAUGAUUUAGCCGAGGAGUUUGAAGAUGUGGACUUUGACGAGGCUGCAGGCGACGCCGACGAGGGAUGGGAGACCGAGGAUGAAAUGGAAGCAGAUCAAGACGACAGCGAACUCACCUUUUCCAAACAUACAGGGUCAGUGUUCUGCGUGAGUUUGGACCCAGCGUCGAACAGUUUAGCAGUGACGGGCGGUGAAGAUGACAAAGGCUUCGUGUGGAGGGUUAGUGACGGAGAGGUGCUGUUUGAGUGCACAGGCCACAAGGACUCUGUCACCUGCGCAUCCUUCAGCCACGACUCCAAGCUGGUGGCCACAGGAGACAUGAGUGGCCUGGUCAAAGUGUGGAAGGUGGAGACCAAGGAGGAGGUCUGGUCCUUUGAAGUGGGAGACCUUGAGUGGAUGGAGUGGCACCGGUGCGCCCCGGUCCUUUUGGCGGGGGCCGCGGACGGCAGCGUCUGGAUGUGGAAGGUGCCGGGUGGGGACUGCAGAACCUUCCAGAGCCCUGGCUGCAGAGCCGUCUGUGGGGCCGUCCUGCCCGACGGAAAGAGAGCUGUGGUCGGUUAUGAAGACGGCGUUGUUCGAUUCUGGGAUCUCAAACAGGGCAACACUAUCCACGUCAUCAAAGGGAGCGAUGGCCACCAGGGGGCGCUCACCUGCAUGGCCUGUAACACAGACGGCAGCCUGGUGCUGACGGGCUCCGUGGACAGCUGUGCUAAGCUCAUCAACACUGCUACAGGAAAGGUGGUGGGGGUGUUCUCCAUAGAGGACAGCAAGGCAGCGGGAUCGAAGGGGGAUGAGGAGGAGUCAAACUCAGUGGAGUCUGUCGGCUUCUGCAAAGUGUUACCUCUAAUUGCGGUAGCUUACCUGGGAGGAACGCUGGCGAUCUAUGACAUGUCCACACAGCAGCUGAGACACAGGUGUCAGCACAAGGCCGGUAUAGUGCAGCUGCAGUGGGAGCAGGGCUCCACGGUGGUGGUCACGGGCAGUCUGGACGGGGCUCUGAGGCUGUGGGACGCUCGCUCAGGGAACAUGGUGUCAGAGUACUGGGGUCACGCCGCAGAGAUACUCAACUUCACACUCAACAGAGAGGCCUCUCUGGCUCUCACUGCCUCUGGAGACCACCAGGCCAAAGUGUUCUGCCUGCAGAAACCGGACCGGUAGUGAGGCCGGUACCAGGACCCAGACCUUCCUGCGCUGGAGCCCAGAACCCAGAUCCCCAAGUCAUGCUGAACACUUUUGAUUGGUUACAAUUAGUGAGUCCCACCCCCUGAAAACUUUGACUGGGCCUCUUCUCAGGUUUACAGUAUUGUUAAGAGAUUACACGACAGAGAGAUACUCCAUUGUUGGCUAGCGAGAGCUUGGCAUGAAAUAUUAUAUAUAUAUAUAUAUAUUUUACAAUCAACUGAUAUGUGAAAUGGGUUUCAAAGGGUGUGUUAUUGUUUCCUCAUGAGGCUUUUCUCGGUGGGAAUCACCAUCGUUUCCAGCCAGCUGGGUGGGUCUGUAACACUAUACGGCACGCUUUAGAACAAGAUUCUGAUGAUGGGUCUGUGAUUGGUGGCUCGUUGGGGGUUCCAAGCUCUGAUUGGAUCUGGGCAUAAGAAGGCGGGUUUACUGUACCCUGCAGGGGAAUGUCAGAGAGGGUUGAGUUACUGUUGACUCAUUUAAUUGUAAUUGAGUCAACUGUGUCUGUGCACUCUUGUUUUUCUCACCAACCACAAAUAUGUCAUAUUUUUAAAUACAUGCAUUGUUAGCGGACUUAAAAAUUAAUUUGUGAACAGGGAAAAACAAACUACAAAAUGAUUAUUGUAACAAUAUUUUAUUCACCCAGAUCAUUUUCAGUAUCUGUAUGGAAUUUGUUUUUUAACUUUGUGAUGCAACGAGCUGCAAACUCAAUUUGACAAACAUGUUUAGGCCCUGCCUUCUAGCAGGAACCAUUAAAUGAGUUCAAAUCACAA